GAAAAUGCUAACAACAACAGGCAGAGUUAGCUGUUAGCUGCGACUGAAAAGUGGAUUUUUGUAGUUUUUAUAAAGUACUGAAAUGUUUUUAACAGCUUGCGAGUGAAGCAGCUCUUGCAGCAGCUUCACACUCGGCAGGUUCACUGAAGACGAGGUCGACCUGUCAGCAUGCAGUCGGAGCUGCUGAUUGGAUGGCAGCAGGAGAAAGCGGAGUUUCAGCAGGAGGUGUGUCGUCUGCAGGAGGAGCUGGCCACGAGCCGAGCAGAGAGGGAGGAGCUGGAGUCGAGGAGCAGAGCUCUGAGUGACAGGCUGGCCCAGUCGGUGUCUCCCUCGCUCGCCCUCUCUGUGCAGGUGGAGGUGGAGCAGAGGGAGUUGAAGAAGAGGGUGAGGGAGGGGAGAGAGAGGGAGGCCCGCCAGGCUCUGCUCCUCCACCGACUGCAGAACAAGGUGAUGGAGUACAGAGAGCGAUGUCAGCGUUUGGAGCUCCAGCUGCAGGACGGACACACACAGCUGCUCAACACUGAGCGGAGAAUCAGAGACAAACACAGCGACUCUCUGGAGAGCGCCCUCAUCAGGCUGGAGGAGGAACAGCAGAGGUCGGUCGGCCUGGCUGACACCAAUGCUCUCCUCCAGGAGCAGCUCAGCCAAUCAGAGCAGGCCAACCAGGCCCUGAGUGAGGACCUCCAGAAAGUGACGUCUGAUUGGACCAGAGCCUUGGAGGAGGCGGGGCAAAGAGAGGAUGACUGGCGGAGGGAGAAGGAGUGUCUGUCAGGUCAUGUGGGUCAGCAGCAGGCUCGUCUGUUGUCAGUCUGGAGGUCUGUGGUUGCUCUGAGGCGCCACUGUCACACCGUCAAGACCGCCGCCGACAGAGAUCUGUGGCAGUUGCGGGCGGAGUUUUCUCGUCUCUCCUCGUCGCUCCUCUCCAGCUGUGACUCCGUCUCCUCCUCCCUGAGGCUCAGCGCUCCUCCUUUCUCCUCUCUGCCUCCCCCUCCUCUCCUCCCCUCUGACCUCCCUGCUCCUUCCUCCUCUCCUCCCCUCUCCUCCACCCUGCUCCUCCCUCCCCCUGACUCCUCACCACCUGCUCCACCUCUCAUCUCCUCCUCCACGUUGGGAACCUUCUGCUUAGGAGAGCUGGAGCACAAAGAGGAGGAGGAGGAGGAGGAGGAGGAGGAGGAGGAGGAGGAGGAGGAGGAGGAGGAGGAGGCAGAGGAGGAAGAGGAGGAGCAGGACAAUGUGAGGUGGGAGGAGAAGGAGCGAGAGAUUUCAGAGUUGAAGCUUCUUCAUGAGACGACAGUUUCUCAGCUGACAGAACGGAUAGCGGAGCUGUCUGUCUCUCUGCAGGCUGAGGACACUGAGAGAGAGGAGAGACACAGAGAGACAGAGAGGAGUCUCCAGUCCGUCAGUCAGGCCGUCCUCAAACUGUCCAGAGUCCUGAGCAGCAGCAGCAGCAGCAGGUCUGUGUGUGUGUCCCCGGACAGCGUCCUCAGUCUGGACCUGUCCUCGCUGCUGUCUGUCCUGUCUCACACUGAGAGCGCCCUGCAGUGGAGACACGAGGAACUGCAGGGGGCGGAGCUCUCUCUGCGGCGGCUCGGCGAGGAGAAAACGGCGCUGCAGCUCCGACUGAAACAGCUGGAGGACGACAAGCAGCAGCUGCACACAGACACACAACACACACAGCUGGAGCUCACACACACUCUGGACCUACUGAGCAGGGAGCGUGAGGCGGCGUCCUCCAUGCGUCUGCAGCUGGAGGAGGUGCAGAGGAGGGAGGAGGAGGUGCAGAGAGAGCUGGAGCGUCUGAGGAGAGACAGAGACCGACAGGAGGAGAGAAACAGACAGCUGGAGGCACAAACACUCAGACGAGUGGAGACUGAACUGCUGGAGAACGUCCAGCUGACCGAGAGAGAAACUCUGCACCAGAUGCAGAUUCACACUCUGAAGGGGGCGCUGGAGAGGCAGCAGCUGGACAGACAGAGAGCAGAAGAAGAGGCUGCAGACAGCAGAGACGCCCUGCAGAAGUGCAGGGAGAGUGUGUUGUCCCUCUCCUCCUCUGAGUGUGUGUUGAAGCGAGAGGUGGAGGACAAAUGUGACGCUCUGAGCAAGAUGGCCGCUCUGAACUCGUCUAUAGCGUCAGACAAGAGAGAGCUGAACAAACAGCUGCUGCAGCUGGAGUGUGAGCUGUCUGACAGCCAAUCACAGCUGCAGGCUGCGAGGUCAGAGGUCAACUCUCUGCAGAGGGACGUCAAGACCCUGAACCUGGACCACAGCCAGCUCAGAGUGCAGAGAGACGAGGACACCGACCUCAUCCGUCAGCUGAGAGAAAGAGAGCGAGAGAUGGAGAGAAUAGUGGAGGAGAAGGAGAGGCAGCUGCUCUCCCUGACAGAGGAGAGAAGGAGGGAUGGUGGCCAGCUGGAGGAGCUGUCCUCCCAGCACGCCUCUGUGUGCACAGAGCUGAAGGAGGCGCAGGAGCAGCUGCGGCGGGCAGCGGAGGAGGCGAGGAGGAGAGAUCGGCAGCAGGAGGAGCAGCAGAGGGAGAGCAGGAGGCUGCAGGAGGAGCAGGAGAGUCUGCAGAGACUCAGGGAGCAGCUGGAGGAGGAGCUGCAGGAGCUCAGGAGUCUGUCGGUGUCUCUCCACCAGCAGCUCAGUCAGCAGCAGCAGCAGCUCUCCCAGGCCGAGGUGGAGCGAUGUCAGCUGCACACACACAUCCACACGCUGCAGCAGGCCAAAGACACUCUGCAGGGGGAGAUCGAGUGUCUGAGAGCAGAGCUGGAGACAACGACAACCGGGAGAGAAGAGGAGAAGGAGAGGAGAGAGAGGAGCGAGGAGCAGAGGGAGGCGCUGAGGGAGGAGACGGAGAGGCUGACGGAGGAGGUGGGGGAGCUGAAGAAAAGGAGGAGAGAAGAAGAAGAGGAGGAGAAGGAGGCCUGGCAUAGAGAGAGAGAGGCUCUGAGCGAGGAGCUGGGCACGAGGGACGGAGAGGUGGAGGCGCUGAGGAGGCGCAUAGACGGACUGAGGGAGGAGGAGGGCGAGAGACAGAGGGAGGUGGAGACCCUGAGGAAGGAGGUCAGCCACGUGAUGGAGAGAAUACUGCAGGCGGAGGGAGAGAAGGAGAGACUGGAGGAGGAGGCGAAGAGGACGGAGGUCAGGUGGAGAGAGGAGGAGGUCAGGAGGGAGGAGGAGACUGUGGCGCUCUGCGACAGGAUGGAGAGAUUAGAAGGAGAGAAGGAGGAGAGGGAGGAGGAGAUGGAGAGGUGGAGAAGGAGGGUGGAGGAGGUGGAGGAGGAGAUGGAGAGACUGAGAAGAGAAACCUCUAAACUAGAGGAGGAGAAGAGAGAAAAGGAGAGACUCAGAGAUGAAGAGGAGGAGAAGAGGAGCAGGAGAAGGGAGGAGGAGGUGGAGCGAUUGAGGAGUGAAGCGGAGGGAGCAAAAGAGGAGGUGGAGAGGCUGAGGGAGAACGUGGGGGAGGUGGAGCUGCUGAGGGUGAGGCUGAACGUGGCCAAGGAGGAGUGUGAGGAGAUGAAGGAGGAGGUGCAGCGGAGGGAGCGCAGCCUGGAGCGACAGAUGAGCGCCGUGAGGGAGCGGGAGGAGGAGGUGGAGGAGCUGAAGGAGCGGCUGAGGCAGGUGGAGGAGCAGCAGGAGGAGGGAGAGAGGGAGCAACAGGAGGUGAACAACAAACUGAAGCAGAAGGAGGCAAGGGAGGAGCAGCUGGAGGUGCUGCUGAAGGAGACAAGAGCGCUCCUGGAGAGAGAGAGGAGGGAGGGAGGAGAAAAAGACAUCAGGGCCUCCUCCCAGGCCAGGGAGCUGCAGGAGGCCCGGGCCAAGAGCGAGGGAGCGAGGAGGAGCGCCAGAGAGGGGGAGGAGGCCCUCGACAGGCUGGAGAAGGAGGUGAAGGAGCUGAAGGAGAAAGCUGAGAGGAGCACCAGGGAGGUGGUAAAGCUUAACCGUAACCUGAAGGAGCGAGAGGAGGAGGCGCAGCACCUUACAGCCACGCUGGAGGAGAGAGAGGAGCGGGAGGAGGAGGACAGGAGAGAGCGGGAGGUGCUGAGGAGAACUGAGGUGGACAGGAGGAGAUGGCUGGACAACAAGCUGAAGGAGGUGGAGGAGGAGAAGAGGAGGCUGGAGGAGAAAGUGAAGGGGGUGGAGGAGGAGCUGGAGGAGGAGAGCGAGGCACUGAGGAGAGCCAAGGAGGAGAAGAGGAGGCAGGAGGACAGAUGCGAGGAGAUGGAGAAGGAGAUGAAGGAGCAAAGAGAGGAGCUGAGGAUAAUAGAGGAGAUAAAGAGGAGGCUGGAAAACAAACUGAAGGAGGCGGAGGAGUGGAGGAGGGAAGAGGAGGAGGUGCUGAGAAGGGUGAGGGAGGAGAAGAGGAGGCUGGAAUAUGAACUGAGGGAGGCGAAAGAGGAGCGAGGGAGACUGGUGGGGGCCGAGAGGGAUCAGCACCUCCUGCAGGAGGAUAGAGUGAGAGAGCUGGAGGAGGAGAAGGCCGGGCUGUCUGUGGAACUGAGUAGGAGGGAGAGGGAGGUGACGGCUCUCAGAGAGGAGGUGCAGAGGGAGAGCGACAAGGCACAGGAGGAGCUGAGGAGGAGGAGAGAGGAGGUGUCUGUACUGAGAGAGGAGGCAGUAAGAGAAGAAAGGGAGAAAGAGGAGUUACAGGAGAAGCUGAGGAGGGCUGAGAACGAGGUGGCAGCUCUCAGAGAGGAGGUGAGGAGAACCAAAAGUGAGCUGACAGACAUUACAGAGGAGGUGCAGAAGGAGAAGGAGCAGAUACAAGUGAUGUUACUUAAGACAGAGAAGGAGGUGACGACUCUCAGAGAGGAGGUGCAGGAGGUGCAAAAGGAGAGGGAGCAGCUAAAACAGACGUUACAGAGCACAGAGAAUGAGGUGCAGAGGAGGGGGGAGGAGCUGAGGAGGGCUGAGAAGGAGGUGGCAGCUCUCAAAGAUGAGGUGAAAAGGGAACAAAAGAAGGAGGAGGCGACUCAUGACCAGAUGGUAGCCCUCAAGGAGGAGGUGCGGAGAAGGGGGGAGAAGGCCCAGGAGGAGUGGAGGGAGAGGGAGGAGGUACAGGAGGAGCUGAGGAGGACCAAGAGCGAGGGGGAGGUGUCUUCACUUAGAGAGGGGGUGCAAAAGGUACAAAGGGAGAAGAAGGAGGCACAGGAGGAGCUGAUGAAGAGGAGAGAAGACGUCACAGAUCUCAGGGAGGAGGUGCAGAAGGAACAAAGGAGAAGGGAGGAGUCGCACAAGGAGCUGAGGAAGACCAAGAACGAGCUGACGGUCAUCACAGAGGAGGUGCAGAAGGAGCAGAAGGAGAAAGAGCAGUUACAAGAGAUGCUAAAGAAAACAGAGAAGGAGGUGACAACUCUCAGAGAGGAGGUGCUGCAGGAGCAAAGGAAGAGGAUGGAGGUACAAGAGGAGCUGAGGAGAACCAAAAAUAAGCUGACAGACAUUACAGAGGAGGCGCAGAAAGAGAAGGAGCAGAUACGAGAGACGUUACUGAAGACAGAGAAGGAGGUGACAGUUCUCAGAGAGGAGCUGAAGGAGGAGCAGAAGGAGGAGGAGCAGGUACGAGAAAAGUUACUGAAGACAGAGAAGGAGGUGCAAAAGGAGAAGGAGCAGCUAAAACAGGCAUUACAGAGCAGAGAGGAGGCGACAGCUCUCAGAAAGGAGGAGCAGAUGGAGAAGGAGCAGGUACAGGAGAAGCUACUGAAGAAGGAGAAGAAGCUGAAAGCUCUCAGUGAGGAGGUGCAGAAGGAGCAAAAGGAGAAGGAGCAGCUAAAACAGACGUUACUGAGCAAAGAGAAGGAGGUUACGGCUCUGAGAGAGGAGGUGCAGGAGGAGCAGAAGGAGAAGGAGCAGGUACAGGAGAAGCUACUGAAGAUGGAGAGGAAGCUGAAAUCUCAAAGAGAGGAGGUGCAGAAGGAGCAGGCAAAAGAGACACAAACAGAGAAGAAGAUGACAGCUCUCAGUGAGGAGGUGCAGAAGGAGAAGGAGCAGCUUAAACAGAUGUUACAGAGCACAGAAAAGGAGGUGACAGUUCUCAGAGAGGAGGUGCAGAAGGCACAAGAGGAGAAGGAGCAGCUAAAACAGGCAUUACUGAGCACAGAGAAGAUGCUGAAAGCUCUCAGAGAGGAGGUGCAGGAGGAGCAGAGGAGGAGAGAGGAGGCGCAGAAGGAGCUGAGAGGAGUGCAGCAGAGCAUGGAGGUCAACCUGAGCUCCCUGCAGACUCAGGUGUCUGAUGUGAGGAGGAGCAGGGAGCGAGCGAGGGAGGAGGUGAAGCAGAAGGAUGAGGAGAAGCAGCAGAUGGAGGAGGCUCUUAAGGAGGCGCAGCAGGAGGCGAGCAGGCUGAAGCUCCUCCUGCAGGAGAGCCGGGGAGAGGAGCAGCGUCUGAGGAGCACCCUGAAGGAGGAGGAGGAGGAGGAGGAGAGCCUGCAGAGCGUCAGGGAGGAGGUGGAGGGAGGAGAUGUGGAGGAGCUGAGAGCCAGAGCCAAGGCCCUGGAGAGGAGGAGGAGGGAGCUGAUGGAGGAGCUGCAGGAGGCUCGACGGGCGAAGGAUGAGGCCGAGGAGCAGAGGAGGGAGGCCGAGGAGAGGUGGAGUAGCAGAGUGAAGGAGGUGGAGGAGGAGCAGGGGGUGAAGCUGAAAGCUCUGUCGACAGAAGUCCAGACGCUGAGGGAGAGAGAGGAGGAGGUGGAGGAGAAGUGGAGGUCCAGGGUGGAGGAGGCGAGGAGGGAGGCACAGGAGAGCCGGUCCGAAAGGGAGGAGACGGACGGACAGAGGAGGAAAGAGACAGGAGGAGCAGGAGGAGCAGGAGCAGAGGAGGAGCAGGAGGAGAAGCAGAUCUCCUCCAUGCUGCAGGAGAAAGAGGAGAUGAGGAGGCUGCUGAGGCAGAGAGAAGCUGAGCUGUAUGCUCUGACUCAGAGGACUGAUGAGCUGGAGAAGGACAGAGAGCGCGUCCGCUCAGCGCUGGAGAGGACGGAGGCGGCGAUGAUCGGAUACAGGGAGCGAGCUCAUCAACAGGAGGGGGUGGGGCUUAGCCACGACCAGGGCGUGGUGGACAGGCUGGUGGUCCUCCAGCGUCUGGUGGCUGAACUGGAGCUGGAACAGAAACACCUGAAGAAGAAAAAUUCUCACCUGGAAAACCAGAAAGAAAAACUGAAGACGGACAGAAACACACUGAGAGACACACUGAGACAGGUGGAGGAGGAGCGUUCCAGGUUCAGACAGCAGCUGACAGACAGCGGCAGGUCUCAGUCUGUAGACACCACAGAAGAAGAGCACCUGCGGGGCAGAGUGAGGGAGCUGGAGGACCAGGUGAGUCAGCUGCGCCUCUCAUUGGCUGAGGAGCAGCAGCAGAGGGCGGAGUUUAUCCAGCAGUCGUCCAGGAACAGCCAAUGGCUGCUCUCGCUCAGACACGACCUCACCGACUCGCUGGCCGCCGUCACACGGCGCCCGGUCCCGUCCGUCUUGCAGGCUGAGACACAGCGAUUGGACCGCAGCCUCAGGGAGGAGGAGCUUAGGUUGUCCCUCAGCCAAUCAUAACGCCCGGAUUAUGAACUCACUUUACUGAAGCUUUAAAGGACAAAAAACAGCUGAUCCAUUUAUUGAUCAGGUGUGUUUUAUCUUGACUAUUUCUCCAGUUUUCUUUCAUCUGCAGCAACAUCAAGACUUUUAAACUUUUUAAACUUAAAGUUAUUCAUCAGUUUACAAUAAAACCGGAAGAUGAAUCAGUUACAAUAAAUAGCUCCUGCUGUUACAGUUAUUGAUCAGUUAUUAAUGUUUACUGACUUAUUUAUUGUUUUUAUUGUAUUUAUGUUCUGUUUUUGUAUAAAGUUCAAUAAAAACCA
This is a messenger RNA of Centropristis striata (black sea bass), 7835 nucleotides long. RefSeq names its product trichohyalin. The record is from RefSeq and is a predicted model, not a curated record. The transcript is spliced from 28 exons. Bases 169 to 7530 code for a protein of 2453 amino acids. Lineage: Eukaryota; Metazoa; Chordata; Actinopteri; Perciformes; Serranidae.